AUGGAUGAAGCCGAUAUCUUUUGGCCUAUGAUCAGCACUUUCUUGGGUUCGAAAGGUUCCAGGGGAGCUUCCGCCGAGCCCCUCAUCUUUUCGGACAAUCAUUCUUCCCUCAACUUCACCAUUUAUCCAAUUAGAGCAUUGGUGACGAUCAAUGAAGCCUUAUUCAAAUCGGUUUGUCAAGAUGAGUACAAAUGGAAAGCCGGCGAUUGGACAUAG
Sclerotinia sclerotiorum 1980 UF-70 is the source of this 216-nucleotide messenger RNA. RefSeq lists its product with no specific name. Bases 1 to 216 code for a protein of 71 amino acids. The record is from RefSeq and is a predicted model, not a curated record. The transcript has 2 exons. Lineage: Eukaryota; Fungi; Ascomycota; Leotiomycetes; Helotiales; Sclerotiniaceae.